Acanthoscelides obtectus is the source of this 606-nucleotide messenger RNA. NCBI's taxonomy places the organism in Eukaryota, Metazoa, Arthropoda, Insecta, Coleoptera, Chrysomelidae. The record is from the annotation of a GenBank genome assembly.
AUGACCCAGUUGAACAAGCUGUCUCGUAAGGUAUCCCGACUUCAGAAGAAGCGCAAAAGACGAGAGCCGUCACCCGAAAGCUCGGAUAGUAGUGUUGGUGAAAGAAGCCUCUCCCAAAUCAUUCGGCCUGCUACCGUAGGUCUGGUAAACUACGAUACCUCUUCAUCGGGACCAGAGAAUAACCUUGCCGAGCGCAAUGUUGCCAUAUCAGACGGAACCUUGGAGAGGAACAAUGUUGCCGAGUGCGACGUUGCCGAACGCAGUGUUGCUGAAUGCAGUGUUGCCGAACGCAGUGUUGCCAUCUCGGAUGAAAUUUUGAAACUUUUGGGGAAAAACUCUGUGGACGAUCAAGCCUCUACAAAAGACAUUAACAGCGAACUUGUUCAAAUUUGGUCCCAUAUAUUACAGGAAGGUUUGGAUUCUGAGGUUUUAGCAACUAUAUGUAAAAAAUAUUCUCCUCCCACUAACUUAAGCCUUGCUAAUGCCCCCAAACUGAACUCAGAGGUUUUAUCGGUUCUCACGGAACAACACAAGCAGCGGGACUUGAAGCUCUCUAAUCGCCAAGACCAGAUGGGGCUGCCCUGGUGGCAAUUGGCAAAGCGCUGA